GAGCGCGCGCUGCCCGCUGUGUGUAGACGGCUUCACGUGAGUCACCGUGAUGGCCAGCAGCUCUGACGUGGUGAAGAAAAUCAUGAGGCUCAAACGUCAGCUCUCAGACAAAGCAGAUCCUGCUACGGUUCUAAAAAUCUUGCAGAAACUCAAGGAUCUGGAUAUCACUUUAGAUGUUCUUGCCGAGACUGGAAUUGGCAAAACUGUUAACUCCUUACGCAGACAUGAACAGGCUGGAGAAUUAGCAAAGUCUCUAGUAAAAGGUUGGAAAAAGCUGCUCUCCAAAGAAUCCACAAGCCGUGGAGAAGAUGGGACUUUCUCUGAGAGCCUUUCUGUGAAAGACAAACUAGAUGAUCAAAGCAGUCCAAAUAAUGGAAAUUUGGAAAUGGAAGAUGUGAACAAUAAUCUUCUAACAUCUCAUCACAGUAAGAAUAGUGAUUCUUCAGAUGACGGCAACUUUAAAACGGGGAAAAGGAAAAUGGAUUCGCAGAAAGGACAAUGUGAGGGACGGAAAAGAAAAACAGACUGUGAGAAAAGUCCAGAAAACCAGUACGUCUCCCGGCACGACGUGUUAACACAGAAGGACAAAAUGGACAAGAAGAAGAAAAAGGAUCGGAGCGACCGAAAACCUGGAGACUGCGAUCGUCUGCUCGGAAACAAAAACUUGAAGGAAAGCCAACAAAAAUCCAGAUCUGAUUCCAGAGAGAAAUGUAAAAGUGCCUCUGAGAGUGGGCGGUUCGGGUCAGACAGGGAGAAGAACACAAAAUCAAAGCUUUCGAAAGAGUCGAGGGGAGGCAAGGAGGAUGACAGAAUGUCAGGAAUGUUGAGAAGCUCCGACGCCCAAAAGAGAAAAACAAAGCAUACAACUUCGCUGGAGUCUGAAAGGGAACAUUCAAAACACAAGAAGGCGAAAACGAAUGAGACUAAAAGUGAUCCAGAGGAGCCCUCUAUGUCUUUUGAGUCCUACUUGAACUAUGAUGUGACUGUUUACAAGAGAAAGGAGCGCUCUGGAAUGAGAAAGCCGCCCAAAAAACCCAAGAUGAUUCCCAGUGAGCAACAAAUAAAAGAUCCUGUAAUUAAAAAUCUGGAGUUGGCCCCAAAACAGAAGUUUCUGGAGCCUGUAAUGCACCUGAUGAACAUUCCUUUGCCUGCUGCUUUACCUGAAUGUGACAAGCCCUCCAGCUUUGACUACUAUGAAAGGAAAGUGGAGAAGGAGCCUGUGGAGCCUGAUGUCUGUGACGUCUCUGAGGAGUCUGCAGUCUUCACCGGCCAGCGUCUCAACAGGAAGAUGCAGGUGUACUCUGGUGCCAAGACCGUUUUUCUCCCAGCCAUGCUGAGCUUGUACCAGCAGUGUAUCCGCACCCUCCAGAACAACAUUAACUUGCUUUAUGAAACUGGCGGGGUCCCGUUUGAAAUCCUCGAGCCUGUGUUGGAGAAGUGUACCCCAGAGCAGCUGCUACGCAUCGAAGAAUGUAACCCAAUCUAUGUCGGCGUGACAGACCAUUUAUGGGGCAAACAUUGUCAGAGAGACUUCAAAGACUCCAAACUUCAAGAGUAUGAAUCAUGGAAAGAGAUGUACAUCAGGCUAUCUGAAGAGAGAGAAAGGAAACUGAAAAGACUGACAAAAACUAUUGUCUCAGCACAAUCUCAGAAACCCAAAGGUCGGCAGGUGAAGAUGGCAUUUAUUCACACGGUUGCCAAGCCACCGAGAGAUGUGCGAAUUCAGCAGGAAAUUCAUGGAACUGCUGUUCAGCAGCCUCAUCAGCCCAGGAGCAGUGUCAAGAUUCAGGACAAUCGAUCGAAGCAGAGUUAUGAGCCCAGCAGGCCCAGCAGCACCAGUUCAGGGGGAAGCGGAACACAGGACGCGCGCAAAAAAACAAGAGUGGCUCCAAUGAUGGCGAAGUCCUUGAAGGCAUUUAAGAAACAGCUCGGACGUAGAUAAGUGUUUAUACAAUGCUACGGUGUGGAUGUGCACAACAUGAACUCGAUCAAUGAUUAACUCUGGGCAGUAAUAAGCCUGUGUUCACUUUAGAUUAUUCUGUGUUGCUUGUCUAUAUGUACUGUGAUCAGGCAGUGCCAUGUUUCUUUUCUGCAAGUUGUCUUCACUAUUAAAUGGGCCAUGAAGUCAGCAAAUUUACUUGGCUUUGAUUUUGU
This is a messenger RNA of Haplochromis burtoni (Burton's mouthbrooder), 2154 nucleotides long. It is a transcript of the gene eloal, whose product is annotated as elongin A, like. The transcript is spliced from 11 exons. Gene Ontology annotation, cellular component: elongin complex; nucleus. Gene Ontology annotation, biological process: transcription elongation by RNA polymerase II. The record is from RefSeq and is a predicted model, not a curated record. Bases 50 to 1942 code for a protein of 630 amino acids. NCBI's taxonomy places the organism in Eukaryota, Metazoa, Chordata, Actinopteri, Cichliformes, Cichlidae.